Penicillium verhagenii is the source of this 3732-nucleotide messenger RNA. RefSeq names its product putative sensor histidine kinase/response regulator. The transcript is spliced from 3 exons. The record is from RefSeq and is a predicted model, not a curated record. Lineage: Eukaryota; Fungi; Ascomycota; Eurotiomycetes; Eurotiales; Aspergillaceae. Gene Ontology annotation, biological process: phosphorylation; phosphorelay signal transduction system. The coding region runs from base 1 to 3732 and encodes 1243 amino acids. Gene Ontology annotation, molecular function: phosphorelay sensor kinase activity.
AUGACCUAUUCAACAUCUCGAGGGACACAGCGUCAGCAACAAGCUAGUACAUUUGGGACCUUCAGGGAACGAGAGUUUCUUAGAUAUCUUCCUCCGUAUCAUCUACAAGCCCAUCCUAUACCUCAUGUCGAUCGAGACACUCAGCCUACCUCGUUCGCUCCACGGUCAUCUUGGGACCCCGCUUUGACCUCCUUCGCCCAGUUGGGCACGCUACGCUUGGAUGCCAAACGGGCUUUGAUUUCACUAUUUGGUCGAAACGAACAGGUCGUCCUUACCGAGGCCACCCAGUCCUUAAACAUUCACGAUGACGGGAGCCACAAUUCUCGCGAUGGAUUGUGGAUUGGAUGCUGCACAAUGUCCUACGAGCUAAGUCUCUGCAAACUGUCGAUCAAUCAAUCUCAGGCUACAGAGAACACCCCUCAACCGCUGGUGGUGACCGACAUGACUCAAAACGAAGAGUUCAAAACCCAUCCUUACGUGGCGCACAGCCCCCAUAUACGCUUCAUGGCAUGCAGCCCUAUUAUAAGCCCCAAAGGUAUUGUUAUUGGCGCUUAUACGGUUUUGGAUGACAGACCUCACGACCCAUUGGAUGAUAAAGCUAUGAAGUUCCUGGCAGACAUUGCCCACACGGUCAUGGAUCAUCUGGAUGCAACUCGAUCUCGACAUGAACAUCUUCGAGGCGAGCGCAUGAUAGUUGGACUGGGAAGCUUUUUGGAGGGCAAAGGCUCAUUACGCAAUUCUUGGAUUAAUGCAAAUGAGACGGUUCGGACUCCACCUGCACGCGGUGAAGAUAUUGAGUUGGAAGGCCAUGUCAAUCAAGAACAACAGCAGAAGCAAAUGUCCGAAUAUGUGGCGCCGACCGCAAAGUAUAACGAUGGCCAAGGUCUCAGACCAUUCCGCCCACAAAAUUUCAACACCAAUCAGACUGGGAACCCACCAUCGCAACCAAGCCAAGAGCGGAAAAUGGCUAGCCCGGAGAUCAGCAAAAGGAAUUAUUUCUACGCUCGGCCCCGGAAUAGACGUGCAUCUCAUACAACCAUGGCACCAACGCACAGGGAUUCUUUGAAGAAAGCUCCAAGGGACAGCUAUGCCAACAAAGUCAAGGAAACGUUUUCUCGAGCGGCAAACAUUGUUCGCGAGAGCAUUGAGGUUGAGGCUGUCGUUUUCUUCGAUGCCAAUUUUGGCUCCCCAGACGCCUUGGUCAAUACUUCCAAUGUUGAUUCAGAGAGUGGUGGUAGCUGUAUGGAAAGUAACUCUUCCAGCGAAGAGGAAGCGAAACGCUGCAGAUCCCCAAGAGAGCGGGAUGUCUCCAGCGACCCGCAACCUGAACAUUGUGGACCAUUAACGGUGAAUCCAUGCAAGAUGCUUGGCUUCGCAACCUCGGAUGUAGCUAGCGUAAGCAAAGAGUAUAUGCUGGAUAAAAAGGUUGCGGUGUCCGAAAAUUACCUUGGGCAGCUUUCGCGCCGAUAUCCCCGGGGCAAAAUCUUCAAUUUUGGUGAAGAUGGAACCCUCUCAUCCGACGAGAACAGUGAUGGUGGCUCCCCGUCCAGUGACGGCAAAAAAUUCAAGAAGACUAGGAAGGCAAUACUGCGCCAGGAUGCCGUGACCCUUUUGCAGGUCGCUCCCAAUGCUCGAAGCAUUGUCUUUUCACCUCUAUGGGACUCACACAAAGGAAGGUGGUACUCAGGCUGCCUGACCUGGACAAGAGCGCCCCACCGUGCUUUGACCUCUGAAGAUGAGCUAGCGUUCUUAUUUGCUGUGGGGCAUAGCGUUAUGGCCGAAGUCCACCGGCUCGGCGCCUUGUUGACAGAACGAGCGAAAUCGGAUUUAUUGGCUGGAAUCAGCCACGAGCUUCGCUCCCCUCUUCAUGGAAUUUUUGGUACAGUUGAUAUUCUAAACGACACCGUAAUGGAUGUCUUGCAGCGUGGAUUGGUGCAUACAAUCUCAUCUUGUGCAUUUACCUUACUCGGCUCAAUAGACCAACUCCUGGAAUAUGCCAGCAUCAACGAUGUCCGUUCGAGGCCUGCUAAAUUCCAACCUCAAGAUGCCGCAAAUGGCUCACAGCUUGGAACAGUGGAUAAAGAUUCUGCCGUUCAGUUGGACGCUGCCGUGGAGGAUGCAAUUGAAACUGUCUUUGCAGGAUAUUCAUUUUUUAAGAGCCCGACUACCCCGCUAUGGACUACUGCCCAUAUAUCCAAUCCAUUCGACUUCAAAGGCGGAGUCAAAGUCAUCCUUGAUAUUGAUCGUGCCCAAAACCUCAAAUUUGCCACCCGUCCCGGUGCCUGGCAUGUGAUUUUGACAAAUUUCUUCGGAAACGCCCUGAAGUUUACUGACGAGGGGUUUAUCUAUGUUUCUUUGAAGGCGACUCCAGUGAGGUUCAACACGGACGGCCAGGUGACGCAUUCAAAGGUCACUCUGUGCAUCAAGGAUACUGGAUGUGGCAUGGAAGAAGAGUUUCUGAGGAGCGAAUUAUUCACUGCUUUUUCCAAAGAAGACAGACUGUCACCAGGGAAUGGCUUAGGAAUCAACAUAGUGAACCGAAUAGUAUCCUCGCUCGGUGGUGAGAUUGAGAUUAGCUCCCAGAAAGGUGUCGGUACAGAAGUUGUCACAACAGUGACCCUUGAACAUGUUGUGGAGCGGGUUUCCAACGGUAGCCUCAAUGGUGCCUCGUUUCCUUUGUCGAUGAGAAACCUGGUCAAGAACAAGACUAUUGGGAUCUUGCUUCACACGUCUUCCGAUGGAGACGCGGCUUUGCUCUCAUCCAUACACAAACUAUGUCAAGACUGGUUCCAAAUGAAAGUCGAACUAGUUGAGCCAUCGAACAUGAAAUCUGGCGGUUGUGACUUUUAUAUUACCCUCCAUCAAACCUUGGCUGGAGGCAUUCAUGAAAUCUUGCCUGACUGUCUUUGUUCAAAUGAGCGAUUGGCUCCCCCUUUGAUAAUCAUAUGUUCUUCUCCAAGAAUUGCGCAUACACUAGCAUCGCAGGAUCGACGGGAACCAGGGGUCUUUGAGUUUAUCAGCCAGCCAUGUGGACCGUACAAGUUAGCAAAAUCACUUGAAAGCUGUCUGCAACGCCAACAGCUACGUCGUGACGCCUUAAUUGGCAAACGAAGACGAUCAACAGGCCAAAAGCCCAAUGGGCUCGAAAAUUCAGUGAAUGGGCGACUCAAGAAUGACUCAAUAUCAAUACGCAGCACUAGGCCCAUUCGACCACCUGGGCCGCUGAAAAUGCCUCCAGAAUUCUCUACUGAACCUAUGGUGACACCUGCUCUGUCUGUUCCUGCAGACUUGGACUUGGAGUUUCAACCGGAGGAUUAUUUGGCGGUCCAGUCACAAACCAUAUCCCCCGGGACUAUCCUCCUUGCGGACGACAAUGAGAUCAACCUCAAGAUCCUGAUGGCAUUUAUGAAGAAACUGGGGUAUAAUUACGCGAUUGCACACAACGGACUAGAAGCUCUGGAUAUUUUUAAGAAAAGCGCACACAACAUUGAAAUUAUUCUAAUGGACAUUUCAAUGCCCAUCAUGGAUGGUAUUGAAGCCACUCGACGCAUCCGCGAGUUUGAAAAGACCCUUGAAAACAAGAAGCGUACUAUGAUUCUCGCGCUGACCGGUGUCGCACAAGCUGAAACGGAACGAGAUGCCAUCGGGUCUGGUAUGGAUGCAUUUUUGACGAAGCCCGCACGAUUGAAUGCGUUGCGGCCAAUUAUUAAGGAGAGGCUACCCCAGGUUUGA